AGAGAGAGAGAGAGAGGGGAGGCGAGAGACUGUGUGCAUUCAGCAUGUGUGUGUGUGUGUGUGUUCGAGAGGGUGUACGAGCGCAGGAAUAAUCGCAGGAAAGACAGCAAGAGACAGGCGGUGUGGAUCCUGUUCUGCGGCAGAUGUUGGGCUCUUGCCUCCUGUGAAGACUGUGCUUUAUACCUGGAGAGACGCAGCAGAGGACAGAAGAGGGUCGAUGGAGUGAAGCUAUUAAAACCCAGAGUGUGAACGCUCUGAAUCCAAAGACAAAGACGCAGAGGUAGAAGGAUAAAGAAGAGGCAUGAAUAAGGAAAGAAACUGACUGUUGGUUUGCCAGAAAAUGAGAAGCGGAAUAAGGAACAGGGUGGAGAAAUGAUGCAUCGGAUCAAAAUUGAAGAUUUAACCUCAACUGGGAAAACAGGACAAGCCUCUCCUCUAUGUAUUAAAUAAUAUUAAUAAUAAUUCAUGCUAUCUGGGAAAAAAAUAUUGGAUUGUGAGCAGGACUUCUUGUUGUUCCCCUAGUAGAUGUCCAACAGGACAAGGGUUUUUCAUUUGUUAGGAGGCCAGGCCAGAGGCACGAGUGCCAGCAUGCACAUGUCAGAAAUCAGUCUGGUUAAAUGGAUGGUUGUAAAGAGGUUAACUGCCAUGCAUCACUGUGGUAAGACAUCUUCCCUAAUGAAGCGACAUUAGAGCAUCUAUGCCAUUGAUUGAGGCUCCAUAAGGAUUAAUUGCAUUGCAGGAAAUUACUGAAGUGCAUGUGAAAGAUAUUGAAUCAGAAGUUAAAAGUGAUCAAACGCUGCUAAGGACUGUGGGUGGACCUCUGCUGGACUUUAUUUGCUUGUGAACCAAAGACUGCUGCCAUCUUCUCAAGUACCUGCUUUAAAAAAAAAAAUCUAUACUCCUUUUCAUAAAAAACAAAACAAAUAAUGGCCAUGUUUUAAUGAUUGUGGGCUUGUGAUUUCCAACUUGCUGUCUUAUCACUUUUCUUACUUUAGACUUCAUUCUUGUAAAAGUGGGGAUCAUUUGGCCCCUGGGGGUCCGGGCUGCCCCGGCCCCGGCCCCCAAACCAAAAAUGCGUCGCUCUAGUACAGAUGAGACCCCAUACCGCCGGAGUCCGUCUCUGGACAGCAAGGGGUCGGCGCCUCUGCGCUACAGCGGCGAGUACGAGUACCACAGCUCGCCCUUCGUCUUCGGCCUUCGUACCACACCGGGCUCAAAGAAAGCUACAGCCAGCUACACCACGGCACAGGGACGGAAAUAUGUGGUGUUUUACCUCGACCUGUCCUUCAUCUUUCUUCUAGAGCUGCGGCGCUGCAGGAUGGCCGAGGGCUGCCUGAGGGCACUGAGAUACGGGAUGGUUUUCUUCAAUCUGCUCUUCUGGCUGGGCGGCUGUGGGCUUCUGGGAGUGGGAGUUUGGCUUUCCAUCACGCAGGGAAACUUCGCCACGCUCUCCUCGUCUCUACCAUCGCUCUCCGCCGCCAAUCUGCUCAUCGCUGUGGGAAGCAUCAUCAUGGUGAUUGGCUGCCUGGGCUGUGUGGGCGCGGUCAAAGAGAACCGGCCCUUACUCCUGAGCUUCUUCAUUCUGCUGCUCCUGAUAUUAUUGUUGGAGAUCCUGUUCAUGGUUCUGUUCUUCUCGUAUCAGGAUCAGAUUGAUCUGUAUGCUCAAAGUGACCUGAAGAAAGGCCUGCAGCUCUUCGGGACUGAAGGAAACAUCGGCCUGACCAACGCCUGGAGCAUCGUCCAGACAGACUUUCGCUGCUGUGGAGUGACCAAUCACACGGACUGGUUUGACGUGUAUAACGCGACGCGUGUGCCGGACUCCUGCUGUCUGGAGUUCAGUGAUGACUGCGGUCUGGAGAAUCCUGGCACCUGGUGGACGGCUCCGUGUUACGAGCGAGUGAAGGGCUGGCUGCAGGAGAAUCUGGUGGCUCUGUGGAUCUUCGCUCUGUGUACGGCUCUCACACAGAUCCUGGGGCUGGUGUUCUCCAUGACCAUCUUCUGUCACGCUGUGAAAGUGGACACCUUCUACGCCUAGAGACCGAACCGGACCAAACACACUCCUCCAUCGCUGGAGCGAUCAGAACGUCUCGCUCACACACUGAUAUUUGAAACAUGAUUUUAUAAUCCAGAUCAACUGAAAGAAUGAAAACUGCUCUUUGUGGGUAUUUAAUGGACAGUUUCUUUCUUUUUCAGUUUUGUCCAUUUGUGAAGAGGGAGAGCAGUAACUAAUGUCAUAAUUUUAUACUUGUAUAACUUCAUAUUAAUACGUAUAAAAUGAAUAACCUCUGUUUAUAUUUAUUCAGAGCAAAUUUUCAAUAGAUGUAAAAGAUAAGAUAUUUAGAUCACAUUUUUGUAAAUAUGACUUGACAUCUUCAGAGCAAAGAGUAAUAAAACAGACUCAGUUUAGUUUGUGUAUGAAGAAGCAGAAGUCUGUUCAUCAGAACUGAAUCAGUGGAAGAGCAGAAGCAGAGAUUUUAAGGGUGUAAUGACUGUGGCCUGAAGAACUAAAACAUCUGAACAGAUCUCAAUCUACACAAACAGAUCCACCACAAGUUCUCAAAUGUCUUCAUUUUUAACACUAUUUGUAUAGUUUUAUCAUUUUGAACCUAACAAGCUUCUUUUGGUGACAUGUCACUUUUGAAAUUUAUGGAAUUAUUAGCUGAAUUCAAUUUGAGGUAUGAACUCCUGUAACUGAGUUUAACAUCUCCUAUGCCUUUGGGAAUUAAUGGGAAUAAUUGUACAAAACUUGGAAGGAUCAUAUUCAUCUAUGUGAUUUGUAUUUGCCAUUUCCAACACUACUGCUAAUAUUAAAUAUAAAACUGAAUGCAUUACGAUAGACUUCAUUUGUAAAUGUGGUAAGAACAGCUAACUAUUGUUCAAAUGCAUUUAUGCUCUUAAUUGAAAUGGUAUUUUCAUCAAAAGUGAAAACUCUUUCAGAAGGACUCCAUGGAGAUGAAGCUUCUUACUCUCAGUCAAUGACAAAUGUAUGAGGUUAAACAUCUACUUACAGAAGCACAUAUCUAAUCACUUAAUCAGCUAAGGAGGUUUACAGCUCAAGCAGACGCAUGUUAAUGUCAGGAUCAACAGAACUGGGAGGGUUGAGAUGAUCACACGCAGGAGGUUAAUCCAGGACUGAUGAAUAAUAAAGUGAAGUCCAGCUUUUCUUGCUGAA
Molecule: messenger RNA, 3172 nt
Organism: Carassius gibelio (silver crucian carp)
Lineage: Eukaryota; Metazoa; Chordata; Actinopteri; Cypriniformes; Cyprinidae
Gene: tspan4a
Product: tetraspanin 4a
Exons: 7
Coding region: 1073-2035 (320 amino acids)
Cellular component (GO): membrane
Source: RefSeq, a predicted model, not a curated record